This is a messenger RNA of Mirounga angustirostris (Northern elephant seal), 17313 nucleotides long. RefSeq names its product zinc finger protein 280D (gene ZNF280D). The transcript has 20 exons. Gene Ontology annotation, molecular function: RNA polymerase II cis-regulatory region sequence-specific DNA binding; DNA-binding transcription factor activity, RNA polymerase II-specific. Gene Ontology annotation, biological process: regulation of DNA-templated transcription. The record is from RefSeq and is a predicted model, not a curated record. The coding region runs from base 301 to 2727 and encodes 808 amino acids. Lineage: Eukaryota; Metazoa; Chordata; Mammalia; Carnivora; Phocidae.
AAGGGAGCCCGGACGCGCGGAGGCUGACCCGGAGCCUACCCAUGAGGCAGCGCGCCGGCUCCACGAGAACCCCCCCCUUCCCACGGCUCAGCUGCUGCUCCGCAAUGGGAGCCGCCGCCGUCGCCGCUGUGUAGUUUUUCGUGCUCCUCCUUUUCCUCCUCCUCUUUCUCCUCCUCCUCAGGGCCCCAGUCAGGCCGAUCCGCUCCGCUCACGGAAGGAAAACUGAGAUAUAAAUUGCUCUUUUGUCUGGAGUCACAUGUACUUAGGUGACAAUUUACAGAAAGUCAACUCUGCAACUUGAUGGGCGACAACCCUUUUCAGCCAAAAAAUAAUUCAAAAAUGGCAGAACUCUUUAUGGAAUGUGAAGAAGAAGAGUUAGAACCAUGGCAGAAGAAAGUAAAAGAGGUUGAGGAUGAUGAUGAUGAUGAGCCAAUCUUUGUUGGAGAGAUAACAAGUUCAAAACCAGCAAUUUCAAAUAUUUUGAAUAGAGUAAACCCCAGCUCAUAUUCAAGGGGAAUAAAGAAUGGUGCACUCAGUCGAGGUAUUACUGCUGCAUUCAAGCCUACAAGUCAACACUACACGAACCCAACAUCAAAUCCAGUGGCUGCCUCGCCAGUAAAUUUUCAUCCUGAAUCUAGAUCUUCAGAUAGUUCUAUUAUUGUUCAGCCUUUGUCUAAACCUGGUUAUAUAACGAACUCAUCACGAGUUGUGUCUAAUAAUUCUUCAGAGUUACUGUUUGACUUGACCCAGGAUACAGGAUCAUCACAUUACCAAGGGGGACCAACACUUUCUAUACCAGGUAUGAAUGAAAGUUCCUUUUUAUCAAAACGUCCUUCUACUUCUGAAGUAAACAGCGUUAAUCCAAAAAAGCCAAAGCCCAGUGAUGGUAUUUCUGGAUUAAAUUCUUCAGCUGUAUUUCCUUCAGUUAAAUCUCUUUCAGUGACAUCUCCCCAGGCUACAUCAUCAAAAGGUACUAAUACCUCAUCACAUCAAUCUAAAAAUGGAACACCUUUUCCAAGAGCUUGUCCAAAGUGCAAUAUUCAUUUUAAUCUUUUGGAUCCUUUGAAAAAUCACAUGAAGUACUGUUGUCCAGACAUGAUAAAUAACUUUUUAGGACUGGCUAAAACAGAAUUUUCAAGUACAGCAAAUAAAAAUAAGGCUGUUGAUUCAGAGAAAGGAAAAUUGAUCAUGUUAGUUAAUGAUUUUUAUUAUGGAAAACAUGAAGGAGAUGUCCAGGAAGAACAGAAGACUCACACAACUUUUAAAUGCUUCAGUUGCUUGAAAAUUCUUAAAAAUAAUAUUAGGUUUAUGAACCACAUGAAACACCAUUUGGAACUUGAGAAGCAGAGCAGUGAGAGCUGGGAAAACCACACCACCUGCCAGCACUGCUAUCGUCAGUUUCCCACACCAUUUCAGCUGCAGUGUCACAUUGAAAGCACGCAUACACCCCAUGAAUUUUCUACCAUUUGCAAAAUCUGUGAAUUAUCAUUUGAAACAGAGCAUAUUCUUUUACAGCAUAUGAAGGACAAUCAUAAGCCUGGGGAAAUGCCAUAUAUUUGCCAGGUUUGCAAUUAUAGAUCAUCGUCCUUUUCUGAUGUAGAGACUCAUUUUAGAACAUCCCACGAAAACACUAAGAACUUGCUAUGUCCAUUUUGCCUCAAAGUUAUUAAAAUUGCAACACCCUACAUGCAUCAUUAUAUGAAGCAUCAGAAAAAAGGAAUACAUCGCUGUACAAAAUGCAGACUGCAAUUUUUGACAUGCAAAGAGAAAAUGGAUCAUAAGACUCAACAUCAUAGAACAUUUAUAAAACCUAAACAACUGGAAGGAUUGCCUCCUGGAACAAAAGUUACUAUUCGAGCUUCAGUUGGACCGCUUCAGUCAGGAUCUUCAACUACACCUUCCAUUAGUGCAAGCACUUCUACCCUUCAGCUCUCACCUCCAAGGACUAAAAAUAUAACUGCUAAAAAUCCCACAAAAUCUAACACAAGCAAACCUAAUCCAACUAAAUCCAAUACAAGUAAACCUAAUGCAAGUAAGCCUAAUGGAAGUAAAUCUAAAUAUAAAUCAAAAAUCUCUAAUAUGCAAAAGAAACAAAGCACAUUGGCUAGUAGCAAUAAAAAAAGUAAAGUCAAUACAGCAUUGAGGAACUUAAGGUAUCGUCGGGGAGUUCACAAGUGCAUUGAGUGUUGUUCCGAAAUAAAAGAUUUUGCAAAUCACUUUCCUACGUAUGUCCAUUGUAGUUUUUGCAGAUACAACACUAGCUGUAGCAAAGCCUAUGUAAAUCAUAUGAUGAGCUUUCAUAGUAACCGUCCAAGUAAAAGGUUUUGUAUUUUUAAGAAGCAUUCAGAAGAUCUCAGGGGCAUUACUCUAGUGUGCCUUAAUUGUGAUUUCAUAGCUGAUGUUUCUGGCUUAGAUAAUAUGGCCACACACUUAAGUCAACAUGAAACUCAUACUUGUCAAGUUGUAAUAGAGAAAGUUUCUGUUUGUAUCCCAACUUCUGAACAUCUUUCUGAAUGCAGAGGCAGCCCAGAGAUUUCAAAAAAUGUCCAGGGUACACCUGGACAGUGUCCCCCUUCGAUGGACACAACUGAUGCCUGUUCUCUCUUUUCAAGGAAUGUGAAUAAUUUGACUGUGGGACCUGCUGUAGGUUGUGGUCUCAAGAAAUCAGAUUUUGGGGAGACUCCCUUCCUUCAUGGCUGGCCUCCCGUCAGGCUGAUGAUGAUUUAGCCAGAGAUGGUCUCAGGGCCCACCAAAUUGAGCACACCUUCCCACUGGGGGCUUUGGCUCUUGAUCUUAAGCUUGUGGGUCGCUUGUGGCCAAGAAAACCCCAUCAGAUCAGUGCUUCAACAUCCAAGUUGAAGUAUAGUCAUUUUGGCUGCUGCCUUUUAAUCUUCAUCUAGCAUGAAUGCAGUCCAAGGAAUACAAAAGCUCUCUGGUUGUUAGGAAACCAUGGUUAUUUUCAUGUCCUUGGAACAACAGGUCUCUAAAAUUAUGUUCCAAAUUGCAGUUAUUUUUCUAUCAUUUAAAAUAUAUUACUCAGUACUAACUUUCUAGUUUUUUAGGAAUACCAAUUCUCAGAUUUUUGAAUUUUAAAAAAUUUAAUUUUGAACUUGGUUUUAUGUUCUCCAAAUUUACUGAUGUCUAUUUUAUGAUGUUUAUUUUUAUAUUCUUUUCUUUAAAACUGUUGUUUAGUGUUUGCUUUGUUUUGUUAAGAACUCCAAGAGAUUCUCUGGAAUUCUCUACGGAUUCCCUUAUAGCUGCCUAUUUAUAGCUUUUUAUUUUGGCUGUUGUUCAGACCAUUUGACAUUAUGAUAUCCUCUGUCUUACUUUGGGAUUAUUAUGAUCAAUAUUAUCUUAAUAAUUGUGGGUUUUAAAGUGUAAAGAAUUGGCAAAACCUCUUCUUGCAGACCUUAAACAAGUUUUAAAGUCACAUAUUUGUACAUCUAAUAUAUAAUAUCCACUUAAGCAUUAACGUAGUCUCUUUGGGUAAAGGUAACAUUAAAAAUUAUGGGGACCAAUAAUGUAGUUGUUUAUAUUUUUAUAUAUAUAUAUAUACAUACAUACAUAUAUAUCUCCUCAUACAUAUGUAUAUUUUAAGAAUUUGACAUUUGUUUAUUUUAGUUACAUUAAAUAUAGAUCUACUAAACAGUUUUGAUGCUAUUAAUUUCUUUUAAUAAAAAAUUGUAUUGUUUAAGUGCCUCAGGAAUUAUUUACUAAUAAAGAAUUCAUAUGAAAGCUCUAGAUUUAUCAUAUAAAUAGGAGGAUUGCUUUAAUUGUUUUAUGGAGGCCUUUUUAUUAUUUGGCCUACAAACUGAAAGCUAUAUCUACUUAAUGCACCGUACAUUGUUUUCCUCCAGGACAAUUGAAAGGUCACUAUACUAUACCAAUUUCUUGAAUCUUAAAGACAAGCAAAAUGCCUUUUGUAAUCUUACCUGCUGUGAGGAUAGGCAGGCUCUGAAAGUAUGACUCAAUUAUGUUUUUUACUCUAAAAUCAGAACUUCUUUAAUUUUACUUAGAAAAGAAACUUAACACCAAUUUAGAUGACUGCAUGUUAUGUAAUGUGCUCCUUGCAAAUAAUAAUCAAAAAAGUUCAAUCCACUAGUGUUAAAUUUCCCAACUAAUUAGUACUGUAAAUGAAUGAUUUUCCAAAAGCUCCCAAAGUGGCUUAUUUCUUAGCAAGUGGACCUGGUGAUAUACUAGUCUUUAUUUCCUUAUUUCUAGGAUGUUUUGUCAUUCACCUUCUUUCUACCCAAUUUUAAAAAUAUUUUAAAAUUUUGCCCAGAAGCAACAACUUCUUUCCAUUUGUAACAGAAGUUUCUUUUUCAUUUAUAAAUUCUUGCUCUACCUUGGUUAAAGCUCUAAACUACAUUCUUGAUAUCACAGUGUAGGAGUACUGCUUUGUGUUCCUUCCUAGGACUCUAUCUUAUGGUAUUAUCAAGUUCAUUUUCUUAAAAUUUAAAGUCUUAAGUUCUAUCACAUAUAACUUCCUUUUUAAAAAGUUGGUAUAAAUAAAACACUUAAGGCAAUUGGUACAAAAUUUGCUUAUUAUACGCAGUUGGUUGAAUUUUAAUUUGGUGCUGACGAGUUACCAUCAAGUUUAUUCACUUGAUCAGAAAUUGUCAUUUCAUGCACGUGUGUUUUUGGUUACCACCAAAUAAAAAGUGAAAUUUAGUUUGAAUCCAUCGCCAUUCUUAGAAAAAAUGAUUCCUAAACUAUAGAGACUUAGGAUUCUUGCCAUAUUUUUGUCACAUUUUGGCAAAACACCUUGCUGCUUUGGGCCUCAUUUAUUUCUUCAGUGAUUUCUCAAACAUCUACUUUGUGCCAAUCUCUGCCCUUCUCGAGCUCAUGUUUUAUUUAGUGCUGAAAGACAGGCAAUAAAAAGUAAAUAAAAUAUGCAGUAUGUUAGACUGUGGUCAAUACUGUAGAGUAACAUAAAGUAGGGAAGGGGGAUAAAGAGUACAUGGUAGGAGUUGGUGGUCAGAGAAGGCCUCACUGAGACAUGACAUCUGAGUAAAGACCUGAAGGAAGGACUGCAAGGAGACUGGGUUGGCCACAAGUGAGUGAGCAAGAGAGAAUAGUAGGAGAUGGGGCCUGCAAGGUAAUGUGGGCCAUGUAUGAAUUUGGCUUUUACUCUGAGAUAAGAAGCCAUUCAUUAGAGGAUUUUUGAAUAGUGGAGUCUUGUAUAUCUGAGUAAAAACUACGAUCAACAAAAAACCUUAAAUAGAGAAGAGUGUUUAUAUUACUCUAGUCCCUGUCUUGAGAAUAAACUACAGAAGACCAAGGGCAAAAUCAGGGAGAUUAGUUGGGGGGCUCUUAUAAUAAUCUGGUGGGAGAUGGCAGUGGAUUAGGCUAAGCACCUGGCAGUGUGGGUGAUAGAGGUUUGAUUUUGGAUAUAUUUUGAAUUUGUUGAUAGUUUGAAUGUGAAAUAGAGAAAAUGUUGAGGGUGACAUCAUAGUUAUUAAUCUAAGCAAAUGGGAAGAUGGCAUUGAUACUAAUUGAUAUGGGGAAGACUAGGAAGAACAAAUUUGGAAGGGAAGAUGAAGACUUUGGCUUGGAGCAUGUUUUAGUUUGAGAUGCCUGUUAGACAUCCAAAUGGAGAUGUCAUAGUCAUUCACUUAUGUGAAGUGAGGGGAGUGUUCUAGGCUGUAAAUAUCACUGAACAUUUUUAAAUGUCAUGGGAAUGAAUACAAGUAACACCAGAGAAAUGUGAAUAAAAUUGGUAUAUCACUCUCAAUAUCUUGGUUAUGAUUUUGUACUAUAAUUUUGUAAGAUGUUAUCAUUGGGAGAAACUGGACAAAAGGUACAUGGAGUCUCUAUUAUUUCUUACAACUACAUGUGAAUAUAAAAUUGUCUCAAAACAAAAGUUAAAUUAAAAAAAGUCGUGGAACUGUAUGAGAUUACCAAGGGACACAGUAGAGAUAGAAGGUAAGGUCCACAGAUUGAGCUCUGGGGAAUCUGACAAUAGAGGGUUAGGGAGAUGAAAAGGUAUUGGCGGAGGAAACUAAGAGGGAGUGGCCAGUGAUAUAAAAGGAAAACCGGGGGAGUGGUGGUUUCCUUUUUGUAAAAUAUGAGUGCAGACAUGUUGUAGAGUUCUGGGAUUCUUUAUUCAAUAUUGGUCAUACAUACAUGUUAAAAUUUGUUCUUAGGAGAUGAGUACAGAGUGCCACAUAUCCUUAUCUCUGGUAGCAGAAACUUUUGACCGUAAGAAAACCAAAUGUCAACAUUACUCCCAGCACCUUUAACUCCCUACAUGUACUCUCAUAAAAGUAAUUCUCUUAUAUUUUUACAAAAGAAAGUAACUACGUCAUUGUUUCCCAAACUGAAUGGAAGUAGUGUGUCCGUAAUUCAUAAACUGGGGGGAAAGUUUCCGUGGUCAAAUAAGUUUAGGAAAUGCAAGUUAAAAUUAAAUAGAUUCUUUAAUAUAGGAUCUUUCCUGCUAGAUGUGGGCUGUAUCAUCUAGUAUGUUUAUUUGACCCUGGAGUUUUUUUUCCUUCAAUACUUAUUAACUUUUUGACAUUAAUUUUCAUACAAUAAGUAUGUAGAAUGCUGAUCUAGAGGGAUCAUUCUUUGGAUUCUCUGAAUUGGGGAAUAAAAAGUAGUUUUGUAAGGUGUUAAAGAAGAUGGACUCCUAGACAUUUCAUUCACGUUUAUGAAUCUUUGUAAGGUAGAGUUUAUAACUGGUUGCUAGCAAUGUACAUAUCUUUUUAGAAAUUACAGAAAUAAAAUUAUAUCCUCUAUUUAUAAAAUCUAAGAAAUACAUAACAAGGACAGAACAGUUAUUAGCUUAUUCUGCCUCUGAAUAUAGCAGCAAGGGGCUUUUUUUGUUUUUUGGUUUUUUUUUUGGAGGGUAUGGUUACCUUUCAUGAUUUCACACUAAGAUGUUUAAGAAUGUCUCAUUUAUUUGUAGCUUCUCUUUGUUACUCCUUAUGCUUAGUUCAUCAAUAUACCCACUUACUUUUCUUGAGACUAUUACUUUUUCCAGUCUUUUAUUAUCUGUUCAGGAGUUUCUUACAUUGUAAAGUUUUCCUUCUUGCUUAAAGGAGUAAGGGAAACAAUGACCUAGUUACUUUCUUUUGUAAAAAUAUAAGAGAAUUACUUCUAUGGGAGUUAAAGGUGCUGGGAGUAAUGCUGACAUUUGGUUUUCGUACUUCUGCUUGAUACUAAGAUUAGGAGUUUUUAUACCCAGCUCUACAUUAAGCCCUCUCAGUGCUGAAGGGACAGUGGUUGAAUAGCACAGGCUCUACAGUUGAUUGCUUAGUGUGGGGCUCCUACCCUGCUGUUUCCUAGGCUGUAUGUGACCUUGGGUAGGUUACCAGAUGUCUGUGCCCCAUUCCUCAUUUGUAAAACACAGUUAACAACAAUACUUGCUCAUAAAGUGUUAGGGAAUUAAAUGAGUAUAUGCGUAUAGUACUUAGAAAGUAGUUGGCACAUAGGAAGUGCUAUACACAUGUAAAGUUAUCAUUGUUACUACUGUUACGUUACUACUCUUCAUGGUUUUAUUUCUGCCUGCAUUUUAUUCAUCUUCAUUAGAAUAACCUCAAUUUUUAAUCUGAGCUUCCAAUACCAUUUCACAGAUCACUUGUGUUAACUUUCUCUUUCUAGCCCAGUGUGUGUGUGUGCGUGUGUGUGUGUGUGUGUGUGUGUUUUGGAGUUACUGUUGAAGCAAACAUAAGUAAUACCAUUAGAUUUUUGGUAUCUAAAGCUUACCAAACUUCUACUGUUAGAGAAUGUCUAUGAAUCCUCCUAGGUUCACUUUAGUCACAGCUGUCUUUUCCCCCUAAUUAUACUGCCUUAUACUGACUACACUAUGGCUCUUCUCAUAUUUUCUGUCCACAUCUCUGAUUUUGAGAUCCUUCUGCAGCCUCACUUUAGUCAUUUUGGUAUUUGACUACCUGAGUUUACUCUCCUCUGCAAACUUGGAGAAGCUACUGUGACAUCUCCUUUUCUGCGUCACUUCUUGAAAUAUAGGAACCUACUGUUUUUAAUCCUCCACACUGAAAAAAAUCUGUCUCCCUACCACUCUGAAGUGUGGUGUCGUGAAAGUAGUGCUGCUUUGAAAUAAGGCAGUCCUAGGUUUAAAUCCUAGCUGGGUGUCUAACCAGCUUGUUGAGCCUCAGCUUCCUCAUCAGUGAGAGGUCUCAUCAUAAUAAGUCCUUGCAGGGUGGUUGUAAGAAAUAGAGACUGAGGAUGGUUAAACCAUUAACAAAUAAUUGAAGUUCUUUAGUUAAAUAUUUAAUUAAAAUUCCUUAGCACCGGCUUGCCAAAAAGUACUUAAUAAACGCAUGUUGUUGCCGUGGCUGCUGCAGCUAUUGCUGCGGGUGCGACUACUGCUGUCACGGCUCUUCCCGUUACUGCCCCCGCUGUCGCUGCCACUGCUGCUGUUCGUACCGCAGUUCCUGCUACCGCUGAUGGCAGAAGACCCUGGCAAUGGCCUGUCCGUGGCAGCUUCUCGUCAGGGAGAGUUUUAGUGCAACCCAGCUGCACCGUGGCUGUUGGUAAUUUGGGCUUACAGUUCCCAGGUGGCGCAGUGCAUUCCUGCAGACUGCCGCGCGGACGGCUCUUCACUGCAGUGCUUCAGUCGCAUGCGUUGGGUAUAAUUCUCCAGCGUCAGAUCGAGUGUAGUUCUGACUCUUCUGGUCUGGGGACUAUGAAACAGCACCCUUGUUGGAAACUAGUGCAUAAUGCUCUCUGCUGAGAGGAAAACAUUCCUCUGAGCUUAUAGAAUCCCCUUUUUAGGAGGAAAACAUUCCUUUGAGCUUGUAGAAUCCCCUUUUUAAAGAAAACUUUUAAAAUUAUUGCCAGGCAUUCAUUUCCUGGCUACUUAGUCAAUAUUACGAGGUUUGUGGAAAUGUGUAAUGGGGCCAGUUAGCAGUAGUAAAGUGGCUGUUCCUUUUGUAGACCUUUGAAAUGAUUUAAAAAUUUGCUUUUCUCAGAUGUUAGAUCAUAAUUCAAUCAUGGAAUUGUACUUGCCUAUUUGUUUCACCCUUAUUUCUAUUUUCUUCUUCCUCUAUCUUCUCCAGUACAUCUAUCUGGGUAUAUUAAUUGUAACACAGAAGUAAAAUUUUAGGUUUUGCAAGGUUAAUUUUCUUUUCCUUUUUCUUUUUAAAAAAAUUUAUUUAAAUUUUAGGGCGCCUGGCUGGCUCAGUUGGUUAAGCGACUGCCUUCGGCUGAGGUCAUGAUCCUGGAGUCCCUGGAUCGAGUCCUGCAUCGGGCUCCCUGCUCGGCGGGGAGCCUGCUUCUCCCUCUGACCCUCCCCCCUCUCAUGUGCUCUCUCUCUCAUUCUCUCUCUCUCAAAUAAAUAAAUAAAAUCUUAAAAACAAAUAAAUAAAAUAAAUUUUAGUUCACGUACAGUGCAAUAUUGGUUUCAGGAGUAGAAUUGUGUGAUUCAUCACUUACAUGCAACACCCAGUACUCAUCACAAGUGCCCUCUUUAAUAUCCAUCACCCAUCUCGCCCAUCCCCCCCCACCUCCCUUUAUCAACCCUCUGUUCUCUGCUGUUAAGAGUCUCUUAUGGUUUGUUUCCCUCUCUCUUUUCCUCCCUUCCCAUUUGUUCACUUGAUUUCUUUCUUACAUUCCACAUAUGAGUGAAUUCAUAUGGUAUUUGUCUUUGCCUGACUCAUUCACUUAGCAUAAUACACUAGCUCCAUCCACAUCAUUGCAAAUGGCAAGAUUAUAUUCUUUUUGAUGGCUGAGCAAUAUUCCAUUGUAUAUAUGUCCAUCUUCUUUAUCCAUUCAUCAGCUGAUGGACAUUUGGGCUCUCUUCAUAAUUUGACUAUUAUUGAUAAUGCUGCUAUAAACAUUAGGGUGCAUGUGCCCUUCAAAUCUGUAUUUUUGUAUCCUCUGGGUAAAUACCUGGUAGUACAAUUGCUGGAUGGUAGGGUAGUUCUAUUUUUAACUUUUUGGGGAACCUCCAUACUGUUAUCCAGAGUGGCUGUACCAGCUUGCAUUCCCACCAACAGUGUAAAAGGGUUCCCCUUUCUCUGCAUUCUCGCCAACACCUAUUGUUUCUUGUGUUGUUAACUUUAGCCAUUCUGACAGGUGUGAGGUGAUAGCUCAUCUUGGUUUUGAUUUAUACUUCCCUGAUGAUGAAUGAUGUUGAGCAUCUCUUCGUGUGUCUUUUGGCCAUCUGGAUGUCUAUUUGUUUCCUAUUUGUUUCACCCUUAUUUCUAUUUUCUUCUUCUGUUCAUGCCUUCUGCUCACUUCUUAAUUGGAUUAUUUGCUUAUAUGGGUGUUGAGUUUGAUAAGUUCCUUAUAAAUUUUGGAUACUAACCUUUUAUCAGAUAUGUCCUUUACAAAUAUCUUCGCCCAUUUUAUAGGCUGCUUUUUAGUUUUGUUGUUUCCUUCACUGUGCAGAAAGUUUUUUAUUUUGGGGAAGUCCCAAUAGUUCAUUUUUGCUUGCCACUGGCGACAUGUCUAGUAAGUUGCUACAGCCGGGGUCAAAGAGGUUGCUGCCUGUGUUCUCCUCUAGGAUUUUUAUGGUUUUCUGUCUCACAUGUAGGUCUUUCAUCCAUUUUGAAUUUAUUUUUGUGUAUGGUGUAACAAAGUGGUCCAAUUUCAUUCUUCUGCAUGUUGCUGCCAGUUUUCCCAACACCAUUUGUUGAAGAAACUUUUUUCCAGUGGAUAUUCUUCCCUGCUUUGUUGGAGAUGAAUUGACCAUAUAGUUGUGGAUCCAUUUCUGAGUUUUCUCUUCUGUUCCAUUGAUCUAUGUGUCUGUUUUUGUGCCAGUACCAUACUCUCUUGAUGACUACAGCUUUCUUUGUAAUAUAGCUUGAAAUCUGGAAUUGUGAUACCGCCAGCUUUGGUUUUUUUUUUUCAAGAUUGGUUUAGCUGUUCGGGGUCUUUUGUGGUUCCAUACAAAUUUUAGGAUUGUUCUAGCUCUCUGAAAAUUGCUAUCAGUAUUUUGAUAGGAAUUGCAUUCAAGGUAUAGAUUGCUUUGGAUAGUAUAGACAUUGUAACAAUGUUUGUUUUUCCAAUCCAUGAGCAUGGAAGGUUUUUCCAUUUCUUUGUGUCCUCUUCAACUUCUUUCAUCAGUGUUUUAUAGUUUUCUGAGUACAGAUCUUUUACCUCUUUAGUUAGGUUUAUUCCUAGGUAUCUUAUUGUUUUUGGUGCAAUUGCAAAUGCAGUUUCUUUUUCUGCUUUGUUAUUGGUGUAUAGAAAUGCAGCAUUUUUGUACGGUGAUUUUAUAUCCUGAGACUUUGCUGAAUUCAUGUAUUGAAUCAAGUUCUAGCAAUUUUUUGGUGGAAUCUUUCAGGUUUUCUAUAUUGAGUAUCAUGUUGUCUACAAAUAGUGAAAUUUUGAUUUCUUCCUUGCCAAUUUGGAUGCCUUCUAUUUCUUUUUGCCUGAUUGUUGAGGCUGAGACUUCCGGUACUAUGUUAAAUAGUAAUGGUGAAAGUGGACACCCUUGUCUUGUUCCUGUCUGUAAGGGAAAGGCUUUCAGUUUUUCCCCAUUGAAGAUGAUAUUAGCUGUGGGUCUUUCAUAUAUGGCCUUUAUGAUGUUGUGGUAUGUUCCAUCUGUCCCUAUGCAAGGUUAAUUUUCUUGACAGAAAGUUCAGGUUAGAAAGAUAUUUCCCUCUAACGUAUCUUGAAAGUAUGAGUCCAUGGUUAAUCCAUAAAGUCUCAAACUUGGAAAACUGGGCUACUAAACCAGUUGUCUCUUUUAUUGAUUGAAUCAAAUGUCCCAAAAGCCACAAUUUGAAGUGAUUUUAAAAGUUGAUCUAGUUCUCUCACUUAGCUCCAAGUUUGCUCUAAGCAAAGUACAAUGGAAGGGCACUGCCUGAAGUCAAAAUAUCAGUUCAAGACUCCUCUCUCUUACUAACUUUAUGUUCAAAUUACUUCAGUUUCUUCAUUUGUGAAAUGAAAUUAAAAAUAAUCUUGGGACACCUGGGUGGCUGUCAGUUAAGCUUCUGACUCUUGAUUUUGGCUCAGGUGAUGGUCUCAGGGUCAUGAGAUCGAGCUCCAUAUCAGGCUCCGCACUGGGCAUGGAGCCUGCUUAAGAUUCCUUCUCUCCCUCUGCCUCUUCCCCACUUACUUGCAUGCGUGCGUGCGCUCUCUAAUAAUCUUUACACUAUUGUUUAGAAGAUUUUAAAAAUGUAGAAUAUUUUACAAAUAAAAAUGUUUGUUAUAUUUUGUUAAAUACCCUUAAUUUAAAGAAUACUAGGAAGAAAUGGAAACAAAACUGACUUUCCUUGAAACUGAGUUCUUCUGUCUUAUUUCAGAAUGGCUACUGGGUUUUAUACUUAGCACCAGUUGUAACUGCAUGGCUCUUUAAUAGUAUAAUGUAAAUAACCCUUCCAUAUAUCCCUUGACCCGGAACAUUGAUUCCUUGCCCUUUGUGUGCAAGACUCUGUAUCAAGUGCUGGAAAUGGAAAUAUGAAUAAGACAUGGUUCAUGUCAUCAGAGUAAUUACAGAAUAAGGCAGGCAGAAUUGUAGACACUGAAUCCACAUCUUCACAGGGCCACACAGUACACUGAUUUCACAAUGAGUUAAACUACUAAUACCAUGUAUAUAUUACAUUAUGUGAUUUUUGUGAAAUGCUAUACCAGUAGAGAAUCUGGACUUGUUCCCUAAGAGAAAUAUCACUAUUAUACCACUCUAAACUAUACCAGUAAGUCAUUAAUUAUCUUUCAUAAAUGCAAGGAGUAAGUAACCUCUUUCAGAAGUAGAAUGGCAACAUUUUUAAUACGUUUUAUGUUUAAGAAUACUAUUUCUCUUUAAAAAUGUUUACUUCCGGGGCGCCUGGGGGGCUCAGUCGUUAAGUGUCUGCCUUUGGCUCAGGUCAUAAUCCCGGGUCCUGGGAUCAAGCCCCGCAUCGGGCUCCCUGCUCUGCGGAAAGCCUGCUUCUCCUCCCACUCCCUCUGCUUGUGUUCCCUCUCUCGCUGUGUCAGAGAGAGCUCUGUCAAAUAAAUAAAAUCUUAAAAAUAAAUAAAUAAAUAAAUAAAUAAAUAAAUAAAUAAAUAAUGUUUACUUCCAUUGAAUACUAUGAUCAUUGAAGAAUAUGUCAGAAGUCAUUCCAUUAUUUCCCUGUGAAAUUCUGAAAUUAUUUGAAGGAAUUAUUCAUUCUGGACAUAAUCUAAGUUGGAGAGUCUUAAGUAUUCAAAAUGGUCAAUAUCUUCAUUUCAUAUAUUUGAUUUAACAGGAAAAAAAGAAAAUAUCUGUGAGAUAUGCAGAAUUUAUUUGGGGCUUGUUUCCUUCUCUAAACUAAAAAAAAAUCUUAUUUGGGUAUAGUUGACACACAAUGUUGCAUUAGUUUCAGGUGUACAACAUGUGGUGAUUCAACUUCUCUGCAUAUUAUGCUUUGCUCACCACAACUGCAGCUACCCUCUGUCACCAGACAACACUACUGCAAUAUCAUUGGCUGUAUUCUCCGUGCUGUGCCUUUUAUUACCAUGACUUAUUCCUUCCAUAACUGGAAGCCUGGAUCUUCACUCCCCUUCACCCAUUUUGUGCAUUCCCCAUCCCAUACCCCUCUGGCAACUGUUAGUUUGUUCUCUGUAUAGGUCUGAUUCUGCUUUUUGCUGGUUGGUUCAUUUGUUUUUUAGAUUCCACAUAUGAGUGAAAUCAUACAGUAUUUGUCUUUCUCUGACUUAUUUCACUUAGCAUAAUGCCUUUUAGGUCCAUCCAUGUUGUCACAGAUGGCAAAAUUUCAUCCUUCUUUAUGGCUGUGUAGUAUUCUAUUGUUUAUAUAUAUGUGUAUAUAUGUACAAGUUUUAUAUAUAUAUAUAUACAUAUAUAUGUAUAUAUGUAAAACCUCAUUAUCCAUUCUAUAUUGGUGGAUACUUGGUUUGCUUCCAUAUCUUGGCUGUUGUAAAUUAUGCCCAGUGAACAUAGGGAUACAUAUAUCUUUUCAAUAAUGUUUUUGUUUGGGUAAAUAGCCAGUAGUGAAAUUAUUGGAUCAUGUGGUAAUUCUCUUUUUAAUACUUUGAGGAACCUCCAUACUGUUUUCCACAGUGACUGUAACAAUUUAUAUUCCCACCAACAGUGCACAAGGGUCCCUUUUUUUCUGCACAUCAAUACUUAUUCUUUCUUCUCUUUUUGGUUUUAGCCAUUAUGACAGGUGUUAAGGUGAUAUCUCUUGUGGUUUUGGUUUGUGUUGCCCUGAUGAGGAAUGAUAUUGAACAUCUUUUUAUGUGACUGCCAUCUGUAUGUCGGCUUUGGAAAAAUGUCUGUUCAGGUCCUUUGCCCAUUUUUUAAUUGGAUUAUUUUGUUCGUGUUGAGUUGUGUAAGUUAUUUAUAUAUUUUGAAUAUUAACCUUUUGCCAGAUACAUCAUUUGUAAAUAUUUUCUCCGAUUCAGUAGGUUGCCUUUUUUGUUAUUGUUGGUAGUUUCCUUCACUUCGCUUUUUAUUUUAAUAGAGCCCCAAUUGUUUAUUUUUGCUUUUAUUUCCCUUGCCAAAGGAGACCUAUCCAGAAAAAUAUUGCAACAGCCAAUGUCAGAGAAAUUACUGCUUGUGUCCUUUUAAGGGUUUUAUAUGGUUUGGGAUCUCACAGGUCUUUUUUUUUUUUUUUAAUUUUAUAGGUAGAAUUUAGUGAUUCAUCGGUUGCAUAUAAUACCUAGUGAUCAUUACAUCAAGUGCCCUCCUUAAUGCCCAUCACCCCUCAGUUUGUUUCCUUGAGUUUCAGCAUCUCUUAUGGUUUGCCUCCCUCUCACUUUUCAUCUUAUUUUAUUUUUCCUUCACAGGUCUUUAAUCCAUUUUGAAUUUAUUUUUCUGUAUAGUGUAAGAAAGUGGUCCAGUUUCAUUCUUUUGCAUGUAGCUGUCCAGUUUUCCCAGCACUAUUUAUUGAAGAGACUGUCUUUUCCCCAUUGUAUAUUCUUGUCUCCUCUGUCAUAGAUUAAUUGUCCUUAUAAGCAUGGGUUUGUUUCUAGGCUGAAUUUUCUGAUCCAUUGAUUUAUGUGUCUGUUUUUGUGCCAAUACCAAUAGCAUUUUGGUUACUAGAGCUUUGUAAUAUAUCUUGCAGUCUGGAAUUGUGAUUACCUCCAGCUUUGUUCUUUCUCAAGAUAGCUUUGGCUCUUCAUUCAGGGUCUUUUGUGGUUCCCUUUUCUAAACUUUUGAAAUAUAACUGGGAUUUUGAGAGAUCCUGCCCUUGGAUUUCUCUCAUCCUACCACAGACAUUAAUCAAACCAGAUCUUGAGCAAUUCUAAAAUAGUUUUUCCUUUUCAAAGUGGAUACAAUGUAUUUGUCCCUGGUAUAUAUUGCAAGACAGUAGGUAGGAGCUGUGUGUCAAAAUAUGGUGGUUUCUGGCAGUUUGGACUUCUGUCUCUGAUAUUUGUUAAGCAGAGAAUGAUGGGAGACAGUGAAAUGGAAAGACAAAUGAAACUUCAGCGUAGUCCUUCAUUUAGGGCACACCGUACCAACUUCUGACAGGGAUUCUAAGGUUACUACCAUUUUUUCAGUCUUCUGGUCCUUAUAGUAAUUGCUUGUAUGUUAUAAAUUAAAUAUCUAGGGCUAAUUCAGCAUUGCCAAUAAAAUAACAAAAUAGAGCCCUGGUCUGGCAUCAAAAUCUUCUGCCUCCACUGAUGGUCUUAUUUUUUUCUGCUUCACAUUUUCACACACAAAUAUUUUGUUUCUCUUGAUUCCUUGUCUCUAAUUAGUUCUUCUGUCUAUCUAGAAUGAUUUUUUUACCCCAUCUUGCCUAACUUUAGAUCAUACCUAGGCGUUCAGAAAUGGGUAAUUUUGUAUGAGAGCAAAUAGGGCUGGUCCUAACAGGAGUGGACCAGCAAUCAAAAUUAAUGUCUAAUGGAUUGUGUUUGGGGGUUGGGGGAAGUAUUGCAGGAAGAUCUCAAAAUAUGGAAGAUAUUUAAGUUGUAAUAGGCUUAAGAGCGUGUGUGGUACACUCUCAAGUAUUCUGGACAGUAACGUUGAUUCCCAACUCUACCCAGGCCAGUAAUAAUAACUAACAUUUUUUGAGCACAUGUAAUUUGCCAGACACCCUUCUGUUUUGUAUUUAUUCAUUCAUUUAAUUCUCACAAACUAAUGAGAUACACGCUGUUAUUGUCCCAAAUUAUGGAUAUUAAGUCAACUGAGGUACAGAUAAGUAAUUCGCUCAUGAUCACAUAGCUCUCAGGUGGGGAGCCUCAAUUUCAAUUAUAGCCAUCUGUUGUCAGAAAGUAAACUAAUACAAACUGUACUCUAUUGUUUCCUGGUUGUACUUGUGGUUACUAAUGUACUUCCUGCCUUGUUAUGAUUGGCUGAGGAACUAGAUGGGACUGAGCUUCAGUGUGUGUUCACAGGAGGGUAGGCAGCAACUGACACACCUGUAGCAUUGGGACCAGAAUCUAGCUUCCCAAACUUAGAACAAUAGCUCUAUGAUGUAUGGGCAAUAGGACAUUUUCAGCAAACAAUGGCAUGGAUUGGUCUAUUAGUAAGAUUAAUUUGGCAGUGAUACUCAGCAUGUUUGAGAGUGGAAAACAUCCAGAGGCAGAGAGAUCAGUUAAGCUUUUUCACUUUUCCUGGCAUGAUUAUGAGGGAAUCUGAUUCACAGGAAAGGAAUUGGCUGUGAAGCAGUGCAGUGGAAAUUUGAAAUAGAGCCAUCACUUUUAAUCCUGGUUCUGCUGCUUAAUAGAUGUAUUACUUUAGCAUUUUUAGGCCUCAGAUUUUUCUCGUCUACAAGAUGGGGGCAGUUGGACGAUCUCUUAGGACUCAAGUCUAAUUCUAUAUUAGAAUCACAGUAUAUUACUGUGAUAUUUCUGAAUUGAAUUGCUGACUGAUUGAAAUCAGUAGUAAUAAAAAUGGAGGAGUAAAGCUCCAGAUGAUGACUCUGGGGUUAUCUGUUCAGAAGUAAUGGUUGGGAUUUUUCCUUAAAGAUGAGAAAAACAAGACUGAGUGAUAAAUAUUUCUAUUGAAUGUUCUUUGUCCAUUUGGUACUUAUAUUCUGUUGGUUUACCUUGUUUAUCAUCUCCCUAAACCUUCCUCUUCCCCACUGACACUGCUUCUGCUUUACUUGAGAUAGUCAUUAACUAUCUCUUCUCUGUGCUAUGGUGAGCGUUGUGAAUUGUGCAAGACUGUUGAAUCACAGAUCUGUACCUCUGAAACAAAUAAUGCAAUAUAUGUUAAGAAAAAAAAAAGAUAGCAGGAGGGGAAGAAUGAAGUGGGGGAAAUCGGAGGGGGAGACGAACCAUGAGAGACGAUGGACUCUGAAAAACAAACUGAGGGUUCUGGAGGGAAGGCGGGUGGGAGGAUGGGUUAGCCUGGUGAUGGGUAUUAAAGAGGGCACGUUCUGCAUGGAGCACUGGGUGUUAUGCACAAACAAUGAAUCAUGGAACACUACAUCAAAAACUAAUGAUGUAAUGUAUGGUGAUUAACAUAACAAUAAACAA